UUUAAUGUGCUCAUCUCUCCGUUUCCAUGCGCGUGGUAGCUUUCAUGAUCCCAUCCACAACCAUAGUCCAUCGAAUAACUCCAACAUACACAUAUAAACAGUAGGCCCAGUUCCGUGUAACCUAACACAUACAGACUGACACCCUCACAGGAGGCACUUCGCCGUACGAAUACUUUCACGAGUAUGUGAACACUCUUGAGCGCAAAAUGCAUGAGCCGGUGCCCUCCCGCGCGCAGACGUCGCUGCCAUCACUCGUUCCCAUGAUGAGCUAGCGACCGAUGCCGACGGUGUGGCUGAGAACAUACGGCCUUGAACUUGAUCUGGAUAAUACCAGCGAAAGGAUCAUGCACCCUAACACAAGCAGAUUACACCAAGAACAACAAUCCGAGAAGUUCCUUUCGAGCCCCAACAACAAACCACGAAGAACGAGAUGGCUCCUCCCGCUGCAAUCUCCCCCGUCCGCGACUACGCCGUCCCCGUCAUGGCCAACAAGUCCAAGCCCUCUACCCCCGUCCCCGCCACCGCCAAUGCCUCCACCACCAUGGUGGAGGACAUGUUCGGCAAAUGGGACACUUUCAAGUUCGCCCCCAUUCGCGAGUCCCAGGUCUCCCGCGCCAUGACGCGCCGCUACUUCUCCGACCUCGACACCUACGCCGAGUCGGACGUCGUCAUCGUCGGCGCCGGAUCCUGCGGCCUCUCCACGGCCUACGUCCUCGCCAAAGCCCGCCCAGACCUCAAGAUCGCCAUCGUCGAGGCCGGCGUUGCCCCUGGUGGGGGCGCCUGGCUCGGCGGGCAGCUGUUCUCUGCCAUGGUGAUGCGCAAGCCUGCUGAAGUCUUCUUGGACGAGGUCGGUGUGCCGUACGAGGAUGAGGGAGACUUUGUUGUCGUCAAGCACGCUGCGCUGUUUACGUCUACUGUCAUGAGCAAGGUGUUGCAGUUCUCCAAUGUGAAGCUGUUUAACGCUACCACGGUCGAGGACCUCAUUACCCGCAAGAACGAGGAUGGCAGUCUGCGGGUCGCGGGCGUGGUUACCAACUGGACUCUUGUCUCUAUGCAUCACGACGAUCAGAGCUGCAUGGAUCCCAACACCAUCAACGCGCCGCUCGUGGUGUCGACUACUGGCCACGACGGCCCAUUUGGCGCGUUCUGCGUCAAGAGACUUGUGAGCAUGAAGCAGAUUGAGCAGCUUGGCGGCAUGCGCGGUCUGGAUAUGCAGACUGCUGAGGAUGCUAUUGUCAAGGGGACGAGAGAGAUUGUGCCGGGGUUGAUUGUGGGCGGGAUGGAGUUGAGCGAGGUGGACGGCGCCAACCGCAUGGGUCCGACUUUUGGCGCCAUGGCUCUCUCUGGAGUCAAAGCUGCCGAGGAGGCUCUUGCCAUCAUUGAUGCCCGCAAGAAGCAGAACGAGCUCUAGGUUGCGGUGGUCUGAUGUUGGGAAUGUUCACUUUCUUUCAUCUGGAGAUUUGUGUUUCUAGUCGCUCACUCUUUCAGGUAAGGUAGGUUCGGGUUGAGAUGACAUGAGAUUGGAUACUUUGUCAGGGAUUGAGAUCAAGUAAACAAGAUGAAAACAUACAAUUAUGAUCCGAAUAGAGUCACUCUUUUUAACGCAA
Molecule: messenger RNA, 1607 nt
Organism: Colletotrichum godetiae
Lineage: Eukaryota; Fungi; Ascomycota; Sordariomycetes; Glomerellales; Glomerellaceae
Product: thiazole biosynthetic enzyme
Exons: 2
Coding region: 431-1411 (326 amino acids)
Biological process (GO): thiamine biosynthetic process
Source: RefSeq, a predicted model, not a curated record